AUGGCCCCGGCACGUGCCUGGCUGCUGGGCCUGGCUCUGUCUCUACUCCUUCUGGGGUCCCAGACUGCUCCAUCCCUAUCCGGUGAGGAGGGGAAGCUGGUCCGGACCACCAGGGUCAGACGACAGGCCCCUCCAGGUGGCCCCACCAGCCCACCUAACAACCAGACCAUCAAGGAGCAGCCCAUGGUCUUCAACCAUGUGUACAACAUCAACGUUCCCUUGGAGUCUCUGUGCUCUGUGGAUCUUGAAUCAGCAGCGCCUCCACCCAGUCAGGCCUCCAGGGGAGCAGUGUCCAGUGGGGGUGGAGAGGGCCCCACAGAGUUCACAGAGCAGACAGUGGACGCAGACAGCCAGGUCACCUUCACCCACCGCAUCAACAUCCCCAAACAGGCCUGCGCCUGUCCCGCAGCCAACACCAUGCAGCAGCUGGCCACCCGCAUCGAGAUGCUGGAGAGAGAGGUGUCGCUGCUCAGAGCCCAGUGCAGCUCUGGCAACUGUGGCUGUGAGGAGAGUUCAGCCAUGGGUAAGUGGGGAAUAAUAGUACAGCUUGACAGUAUUAUUAGAGUUACUGUACCCUGGUCAUAGGCUACUUUGAGGCCAAUGUGGAAUGUUAGGUUUUCACUUCAUUCAGUUACUGAGCGUCUUGGUUCAAGUAGAUAGCACCUGGAUAUAAAGCCUGGGGGUUUGCUAUUUGUUAUUUUAUUAGGAUCCUCAUUAGCUGUUGCAAACGCAGCAGCUAUUCUUCCUGGGGUCCACACAACACAUAAAACAUGACACAAUACACAACAACAAUAGACAAGAACAGCUCAAAGACAGAACUACAUUAAUUUUAAAUAAGAAUAUAGAAAUAAAAAAGGUCCUAAUGACAGAAUACUAAGACAGAGAGACCUAUAAUGUAGGCCUACAUUCAGUAACACACAGCUCAGUUGGUAGAGCAUGGCGCUUGCAAUGCCAGGGUUGUAGGUUCGAUUCCCACGGGGGGCCAGUAUGAAAAAAAAAUGUAUGCCACUAACUGUAAGUCGCUCUGGAUAAGAGCGUCUGCUAGAAAUGUAAAAUGUAUGUCAAUUUCAUGCUUGCAUACAUACAGUUGAAGUCGGAAGUUUACAUACACUUAGGUUGGAGUCAUUAAAACUCGUUUUUCAACCACUCCACAAAUUUCUUGUUAACAAACUAUAGUUUUUGCCAUUCGGUUAGGACAUCUGCUUUGUGCAUGACACAAUUUUUUACAGACAGAUUAUUUCACUUAUAAUUCACUGUAUCACAAUUCCAGUGGGUCAGAAGUUUACAUACACUAAGUUGACUGUGCCUUUAAACAGAUUGGAAAAUUCCAGAAAAUGAUGUCAUGGCUUUAGAAGCUUCUGAUAGGCUAAUUUACAUAAUUUCAGUCAAUUGGAGGUGUACCUGUGGAUGUAUUUCAAGGCCUACCUUCAAACUCAGUGCCUCUUUGCUUGACAUCAUGGGAACAUCAAAAGAAAUCAGCCAAGACCUCAGAAAAGAAAUUGUAGACCUCCACAAGUCUGGUUCAUCCUUGGAAGCAAUUUCCAAACACCUGAAGGUACCACGUUAAUCUGUACAAACAAUAGUACGCAAGUAUAAACACCAUGGGACCACACAGCCGUCAUACCACUCAGGAAGGAGACGCGUUCUGUCUCCUAGAGAUCAACGUACUUUGGUGCGAAAAGCACAAAUCAAUCCCAGAACAACAGCAAAGGACCUUGUGAAGAUGCUGGAGGAAACCGGUACAAAAGUAUCUAUAGUCACAGUAAAACGAGUCCUAUAUCGACAUAACCUGAAAGGCCGAUCAGCAAGGAAGAAGCCACUUCUCCAAAACCGUCAUAAAAAAGCCAGACUACAGUUUGCAACUGCACAUGGGGACAAAGAUCGUACUUUUUGGAGAAAUGUCCUCUGGUCUAAUGAAACAAAAAUAGAACUGUUUGGCCAUAAUGACCAUCGUUAUGUUUGGAGGAAAAAGGGGGUUCCUUGCAAGCCGAAGAACACCAUCCCAACCGUGAAGCACAGGGGUGGUAGUAUCAUGCUGUGGAGGUGCUUUGCUGCAGGAGGGCCUGGUGCACUUCACAAAAUAGAUGGCAUCAUGAGGAAGGAAAAUUAUGUGGAUAUAUUGAAGCAACAUCUCAAGACAUCAUUCUGGAAGUUAAAGCUUGGUCGCAAAUGGGUCUUCCAAAUGGACAAUGUCCCCAAGCAUACUUCCAAAGUUGUGGCAAAAUGGCUUAAGGACAACAAAGUCAAGGUAUUGGAGUGGCCAUCACAAAGCCUUGACCUCAAGCCUAUAGAAAAUGUGUGGGCAGACCUGAAAAAUCGUGUGCGAGCAAGGAGGCCUACAAUCCUGACUCAGUUACACCAGCUCUGUCAGGAGGAAUGGGCCAAAAUUCACCCAACUUAUUGUGGGAAGCUUAUGGAAGGCUACCCGAAAUGUUUGACCCAAGUUAAACAAUUUGAAGGCAAUGCUACCAAAUACUAAUUGAGUGUAUGUAAACUUCUGUACCCACUGGGAAUGUGAUGAAAGAAAUAAAAGCUGAAAGAAAUAAAUGUCUCUACAAUUAUUCUGACAUUUCACAUUCUUAAAAUAAAGUGGUGAUCCUAACUGACCUAAGACAGGGAAUUUGUACUAGGAUUAAAUGUCAGGAAUUGUGAAAAACUGAGUAUAAAUGUAUUUGGCUAAGGUGUAUGUAAACUUCCGACUUAAACUUUACUUAUCGGUUGACAUAGGCUAUACAUACAAGUUAUUUAGGUCAGAUAGGGGAGGGGCGUCAUGCAGUGAGGUGUUGUUAAAAUAAAAAAUGAAUUUAAAAAAGUAAGCAAAUUUGGCUGUUUGCUUGGGUAAUUUGAAAUGGGAGUUCCAUGUAACCAUGACUCUAUAAAAUAUUGUGUGUUGCCUUAAAUUUGUUUUGGACUUGGAGACUUUGAAGAGACCCCUGGUGGCAUGUCUGGUUGGGUAAGUAUGUCUGUCAGAGCUAUAUGUAAGUUGAUUAUACGGACAAUUUUGAAUUUUGAAUACAGUAAUAUUUAAUUCAAGAUGGAGUUGAAUUAGUCUUUGUCCCCAUAAUGUCCUUUAAAGUACUCCAAAGCUUUUAUCCAUCAAACUUUAUAUAAUCUAUCUCAAUUUCAUAAUACCAUUUUUGUUCAGUUUAGUCACAUAAUUUCUAAAUUUACAAUAUGUCUGCUAAUCAGAUGUGCAGCCUGACGUAUUUUCCACUCCCUUUGCCUCAUUUCUCUCAACCAUACAGUUUUUAAAUUCCUCAUCUAUCCAGGGGACCUUAACAGUUAACAGUCACCCUGCAAACAAUAAUGAGUUGUUAGGACGUUCCUGGGACGUCACAAAAUGGUAACCUAAAGUCAUCAGAACGUUGUGUCAUGGUCCCCUGAAGUUUUUGUCUAGUUCUUUAUUGGUCCUGGGGACAUCCCCGAGGAAGUUCUUAGGAUUUUCAUAGGUUGUUGUGUCAUGGUCCCCUGAAGGUUCUUGGGACGUUGUGUCAUGGUCCCCUGGAGGUUUUGUCUAGUUCUCGGUUUGUCACGGGGAAAUUUUUGGGACGUUGUGUCAUGGUCCCCUGGAGGUUUUGUCUAAUUCCCGGUUUGUCCUGGGGACGUCCUCGAUUACAUUUUUAGGACUUUCUUGGGAUGUUGUGUCAUGGUCUCCUGAAUAUUCUUAGGACGUUGUGUCAUGGUCCCCUGGAUAUUUUUGUCUAUUUCCCGGUUUGUCCUGGUCGUCACCUGAUGGUCGCAAAGCAACAUUCUCCGGUUGGUCCCGGGAAAGUUUUUAGGAUGUUGUGCCAUGGUCCCCUGCAGGUUUUGUCUCAUUCCCGGUUGGUCCUGGGGAUGUCCUCAAGGACGUUAUUAGGACUUUCUUGGGAUGUUGUGUCAUGGUCCCCUGGAUGUUUUUGUCUAGUUCCCGGUUUGUCCCAGUUACGUCACCUGAUGGUCGCAAAGAAAGGUUAUCCGGUUGGUCCCGUGGACGUUUUUAGGACGUUGUGCCAUGGUCCCCUGGAGGUUUUGUCUAGUUCCCGGUUUGUCUCCGAGGACAUUUUUAGGACUUUCUUGGGAUGUUGUGUCAUGGUCCCCUGAACGUUCUUGGGAUGUUGUGUCAUGGUCCCCUGGAUGUUUUUGUCUAGUUCCCGAUUUGUCCAGAGACGUCACCUGAUGGUCGCAAAUAAAUGUUCUCCCCUACAAAAAUGUUUUACCCAGGGCACACACAUCCUAGUUUCAGUACACAUCACCCCUUUUGGAAAUUAUUGUUACCACACACAAACAGUGCUUUCAACUUACAUACUUGACACAGAUGAUUACAUUGUGUAUGUUUAUUCAUACAAUAAUUAUUAUUUAACAUGUCCUCACCUGGGAUUUGAAGUCACAACAUCUUGGUUCUCGGGCAAACCAAUCUUCCUGCUAUGCCACCAUGUCUGUAUCAAUGUCUGAUUUCACCUGUAGGCCUAUUCCUACACUUUGCACUUCAAAGUAAAUCUCAGCUUAAAUAUACACUGAAGAAAAACAAUUAUAUUUAUCAUAAUGAUUCAGGAGUAACACUAUACCAGAAUAUUAUGCCAGACCAACAUUAGACAAGUAUACUGAAAACCCAAACUCAAAUUGCUGAAAUAAGUAAAUAAAAUCAAUGAGAGAAUAAUCAUAUUACCUGAUCAUGUAAAAUAAUAGCUAACAUAAUAAAACGAUAGCUAAAAUAAUAUGAUAAUUGCUAAAUGCAGAGAUGUAUUAUAGGUAAUGAAAGUGUAGGGGAAAUUCUACAUACCUUGUGGCGCAGCAGAAAUAUCAUCUUCCCCUGUCUUUUCAAUAUGAAUCCCAGGUGGGGUCAUAUUGAAAAGUCAGUAUUAAGUGAUCAUGUCAAAUGUUGUCAUUGAUGAAAUGGUUUGGGACACCUGGGACCAUCACAUGACAGAAACCUCCAGGGGACCAUGACACAAUGUCCCAAGAAUACUCAGGGGACCUUCGGGGGACCAUGACACAUCGUCCAAAGAACAUCCUAAAAAUAUCUUCAGGGAUGUCCCCGGGACAACCGGGAACUAGACAAAAACCUCCAGGGGACUAUGUCAAUGUCCAAACAACAUCCUAAACAUGUCCUCGGGGACGUCCCCGGAACAAACCGGGAACUAGAAAAAUCCACAAGAAUGUUCAGGGGACCUUCAGGGGACCAUGACACAACGUCACAAGAACAUCUUAAAAAUGUCCCCGGGACAAACCGGGAACUAUACCAAUGUUCCCUUGGGACCAUCACAUGGGACUAUCAAGUUCAUCCUAAGGACUAGUACAAUGAAAGUCCUGAGAACGUCCUAAAAAGGUCCUGACAUAGUCCUGACAGGGUCUUCAGUGACAUCCUGGUAACUUACAGGGCACUACACAAAGGUCCCCUAGAGAACAUUCCCUUUGGACCAUCACACGAUGUCCUAAGGACAAGUAAAAUGAAAGUAAUGAGAACAUCCUAAAAAGGUCCUGACAUGGUCCUGACAUUGUCCUCAGCACUGUCCUUGGAAUGUAAAGGGAACUAGACAAAGGUCCCCCAGAGAGCAUUCCCUUGGUGUUCUCAGAACAUCAGUGGGAUAACGUCGCACCAAAACCCUUAAGGGACCUUAUGGGAGCGUCGCCGAAAGUCCUCAGGACAUCCCCUGUUUGCUGGGUAGUUUCUUAAUAGGUGCAUGCUUAUUGAUAACUGGAAGAAACCAUUUCAUAAAUGCAUCAAGUGCACAUCAACAAAAAAACGAAUCAGACCAACAAACCUUUUUUACAUCUUCAACAUAGGAAUCACUACAUAACCCUUUGUCUGAUCUCUUAUACACUAUUUUAGGCCCAGCCUUUGGAACAUUGGCUUUUCUGGAUAUAGCCACUAUAUUAUGAUCACUACAUCCAAUGGGUGUGGACACAGCUUGAGAACAAAGUUAUACAGCGUUUCUAAGGUUCAUAGGUUUAUUUUACACUGUUACACUGUUACAUUGUUUUACAAUGUACACUGUUACAACAUAUGAUGUUAGCAUUAGUAAACCAUACAGCAUAUUUAGUGAUGUGAUUUUGUGUCCUUCUUUCUUCCUCUAGGUCGCCUGGACUUCAUCCCCCAGUGCAGUGGCCACGGCAGCUUCAACAUGGACCUGUGUGGCUGUGUGUGUGAGGACGACUGGAAGGGCAAGAACUGCUCUGAGCCUCGCUGCCCAGACGACUGCUCUGGACAGGGAGUGUGUAUGGAGGGCGAGUGUGUCUGUGACCGUGACUUCGGAGGGGACAACUGCUCGGAGCCCCGCUGCCCGGCGGACUGCUCCGGUCGAGGGCUGUGCAUGGACGGGGAGUGUAUCUGUGAGGAGAACUUCACUGGAGAGGACUGUACGCUGGGUCGCUGCCUCAACGACUGCUCUGAUCAGGGUCUGUGCACCAACGGGACCUGCCAGUGUCGCCCGGGAUACGUGGGAGAAGACUGCUCUCUGGCCUACUGUGCCAACAACUGCAGUCAGAACGGCAUCUGUAAGGAGGGCUUCUGUACCUGCCAAGAGGGCUUCACUGGAGACGACUGCUCUUUAGGUGAGAGAAAGGGAACAACAGGAAAACAUACAGUAGCUCCUCUGAGAGAUAUUUAUUUACCUUGA
Molecule: messenger RNA, 6596 nt
Organism: Coregonus sp. 'balchen'
Lineage: Eukaryota; Metazoa; Chordata; Actinopteri; Salmoniformes; Salmonidae
Source: the annotation of a GenBank genome assembly